AGAAAAAAAGAGAAACCCUUGUGCUUCCCCUUUACUUCCGCUUCUCUCCCUCAGUAAUCUAAUCUUCUUCUCUUUCCGAUUCUUCUGUGCUCUUUCUACUCCCGCUGUUUACUUAUCUGGACUCUCCGUUUCGGAAAUUUGCCUUUCGUACCGGCGUUAUUCUAGUAUUAACGCCGGAAGAUCUUAAGCAAAAUCCGUUUCUCGUGAUGGCUACUCAGGACCAAAUUGAAGACACAACAUCGGCUGCUGAUACUCAUAAAUUUGGUAUAUGCCGUUCCAAUGGCAGUUCCCAAUCUGAGAAACUGAACACAUUUAAUCAUGACCAUACACCCAAGGCUAGAAAACCCUACACUAUAAGUAAACAGAGGGAAAAAUGGACUGAGGAAGAGCAUCGGAAGUUUCUUGAAGCUUUAAGGUUGUAUGGUCGUGGUUGGCGCCAAAUAGAAGAACAUGUAGGCACCAAAUCCGCUGUUCAAAUUCGAAGCCAUGCUCAAAAAAUUUUCUCCAAGGUUGUGCGAGAGUCGAAUGGUGGCUUUGAGGGUUCCAUUGAACCAAUUGAGAUACCACCUCCUCGUCCAAAAAGAAAGCCAGUACAUCCAUAUCCCCGCAAAUCUGUCGAUUCGCUCAAAGGAAAAUCACCAUCAAUUCGACCAGAGAGAUCUCCAUCCCCCAACCAGUUUUUUAAAGAAAAUGAUAACAAAUCUCCCACAUCCGUUUUAUUUGAUGCAAUGGGGUCUUCUUCCUUGGAGCAACAAAAGGGAUGUUCUUCUCCAACUUCCUGUACCACAAAUCUGCAAUCAAUCAAUACGUCCCUUAUUGAAAAGGAAACCGACCAUGCAACCUCUAACUUAUCUCCCGAGGAAGAGAGAGCUUCUUUGUCAUCUGUGCAAGUAUCUGGUCAUUCAGUUGGGCAAAACAAUUUGUCCAUGAACCUCAAUGUCGAUUUCAAGGACUUUGUAAGUGCUAAAGGUGAUGCUGCACCAGUUGCUCCUUCCACUAGUAUUAAGCUUUUUGGGAAAACAGUUCAGAUGAAAGAUGCCCCUAAACCUUCCGUAGGUGCAAAAUGUUUUGAGUCACAAACAGUUCAGGCAUUACCGUCAACAUAUUUAGACACGAGUUUGUCGCUAGGUAACGUUUUUGAUAACCGUAGAGCUGUGCCUUCCGGAGCUAAUAUAUCUCCUUACACAGAAUUCUGCCCAGAUAAAAAUGACACUGUUGAAUCUACCAAUGAUGCUCCCCUUCCAUGGUGGGCUUUUUCCAAAGGUCCACCCUUCUGUCACAUUACAUCAUUUAAUCAAACAUACACAGAUUCUGGUGCUGAAGAGAGGAUGAGAGAGAGGGAAAUUCUAAAUGAUAGAUCCUGUAGUGGUUCAAAUACUGGUUCAGUUAGUGAACCGGUAAAUAGGAAGAAUUCAGAUUCAGUUGAUUCCAAAAGCCAGCAUCCGAUCUCCCCGAAAACGUAGGAGGGGUUUGUGCCAUACAAAAGAUGUUUAGCCGAAAGAGAUAUGUCAUCAUCCGUUGUCAUGUCUGAAGUACAGGAGAGGCAAAGAGCCAGAGUAUGCUCUUUAGCAGUCGGUGCCGUUGUUCCGAUAAUGAAAUGUCGAAAAACAUAUUAAGCUAGUUUAGAUAGUGGGAGGAUGAACAAUAAUAAUUUCGGUCUCUUUUCGAAAGUUA
This is a messenger RNA of Hibiscus syriacus, 1674 nucleotides long. RefSeq names its product protein REVEILLE 7-like. Gene Ontology annotation, molecular function: DNA binding. Lineage: Eukaryota; Viridiplantae; Streptophyta; Magnoliopsida; Malvales; Malvaceae. The transcript is spliced from 7 exons. The coding region runs from base 207 to 1463 and encodes 418 amino acids. The record is from RefSeq and is a predicted model, not a curated record.